This is a messenger RNA of Pistacia vera, 1979 nucleotides long. RefSeq names its product calcium-transporting ATPase 4, endoplasmic reticulum-type-like. Gene Ontology annotation, molecular function: ATP binding; ATP hydrolysis activity; P-type calcium transporter activity. Bases 1 to 1623 code for a protein of 540 amino acids. The record is from RefSeq and is a predicted model, not a curated record. The transcript is spliced from 6 exons. Gene Ontology annotation, biological process: intracellular calcium ion homeostasis; calcium ion transmembrane transport. Gene Ontology annotation, cellular component: membrane. NCBI's taxonomy places the organism in Eukaryota, Viridiplantae, Streptophyta, Magnoliopsida, Sapindales, Anacardiaceae.
AUGGACUAUGGAGAACUGGCUUACGCUGUGCUAAUAUGUCAGGGUGCUGUGGAAAAUCUACUGGAGAGGAGCACAAAGAUUCAGUUGCUCGAUGGUUCUGUUGUACCACUGGACCAUAAUUCAAGGAACAUUAUUUUACAAGCCCUUCAUGAAAUGUCGACUGGUGCAUUACGCUGCUUGGGUUUUGCGUACAAAGAUGAGCUUCCUGAAUUUGAAACCUAUGAUGGUACUGAAGAUCACCCAGCUCAUGCACUUUUACUUAAUCCAUCCAACUAUGCAUCAAUUGAGAACAAACUUACUUUUGUCGGCUUGGUUGGAUUGAGGGAUCCUCCAAGAGAAGAGGUUUCGCAAGCAAUUGAGGACUGCAGAGCAGCUGGAAUUCGUAUCAUGGUUAUUACAGGAGAUAACAAGAAUACAGCGGAAGCUAUAUGUAAUGAAAUAGGUGUAUUUGAACCUAACGAAGACAUUAGUUCGAAAAGUUUGACUGGUAAAGAGUUCAUGGAGCUGCGUGAUAAGAAAGCCCAUCUAAGACAAAGUGGUGGGCUAUUGUUUUCCAGAGCUGAACCAAGGCACAAGCAAGAGAUAGUUAGGUUGCUCAAAGAAGAUGGGGAGGUGGUUGCCAUGACUGGUGAUGGAGUUAACGAUGCCCCUGCUCUGAAACUGGCAGAUAUUGGGAUUGCCAUGGGCAUUGCUGGAACAGAGGUUGCAAAGGAAGCUUCUGAUAUGGUGUUGGCAGAUGAUAAUUUUAGUACAAUUGUUUCUGCUGUCAGUGAAGGCAGAUCCAUUUACAACAACAUGAAGGCUUUUAUCAGGUAUAUGAUAUCUUCAAAUAUUGGAGAGGUUGCCUCUAUAUUUUUAACAGCAGCUUUAGGUAUUCCUGAAGGCCUGAUACCUGUCCAGCUUCUGUGGGUAAAUCUUGUUACUGACGGACCACCUGCAACAGCAUUGGGAUUCAAUCCCCCAGAUAAAGACAUAAUGAAGAAGCCCCCUCGUAGAAGCGAUGACUCUCUCAUUAGUGCUUGGAUUUUAUUCCGCUACUUGGUCAUUGGGCUCUAUGUUGGAAUAGCGACCGUUGGUAUUUUUAUCAUUUGGUAUACACAUGAUUCUUUCUUGGGCAUCGAUCUUAUCGGGGAUGGCCACACUCUUGUCAGUUACUCACAGCUUGCCAACUGGGGUCAGUGCUCAUUGUGGGGGAAUUUUACUGUUUCACCCUUCACAGCUGGGAGUCAGGUGUUCUCCUUCAAUGAUAAUCCUUGUGAUUAUUUCCAUGGUGGGAAAGUAAAAGCUAUGACACUUUCCCUUUCUGUGUUGGUUGCCAUUGAAAUGUUUAACUCCCUCAAUGCCCUUUCUGAGGAUGGGAGCCUCUUGACAAUGCCCCCUUGGGUCAACCCUUGGCUACUUGUGGCAAUGUCUGUUUCAUUCGGUUUGCACUUCUUGAUCCUGUAUGUGCCAUUCCUUGCUCAAGUUUUUGGUAUUGUGCCUCUAAGCUUCAAUGAAUGGCUCUUGGUUUUGGUCAUUGCAUUCCCUGUGAUUUUAAUUGAUGAAGUUCUAAAGUUCGUGGGGAGAAGUACAAACGGAUCUCAAACGUCAAGGAGGAAAUCUUCAAAAACGAAAUCAGAGUGAGACAAUUUGCAACAUAUUCAUGGAGAAGUUGUUCAGUACUCCUGAUACUGCCUGCCGUGUAUCGAAUCCGCGGUGUCCGACCUAUAUUUUUGGUUCCAUCCAGUUAACAGGGAUUGUAUGGACUAUGGAGAACUGGCUUACGCUGGUACUUUUUGUCUACCAUAAGCUCUUUAAUUUUUUGGGUUCUUUCAAACCACAUAUUUUAGUGUUGGAAAUCAACAAAAGUUCACAGUUAUUUUUUUGCCAUCUGAUGGAUGUGCUAAAUGGUCCUGUAAACCUUCUGCUAAUGCAGUAAGUUGCUAACUUAAAAACACGAAAGUGUAAGUUAAAUCAAUCCAUUUCGCCCUUUUUCUUUA